AUGCCCUCGAUCACAAACCUCUCUCUGCGGUGUCGCAGGGCCCAUUCCGGCCUCAAGGCCGCCGCCCUCUCCACCAUCGCCCCCCUCCGGAACCACCGCUACACCCUCUAUGACCUCCAGUACCUCUUCCUCGCCACCCUCUUCUCCUUCUGCUACUACAUCAUGGACAAACCCAUCUGGUUCAAGCUCCCAAUUGCCCUCACCGCCCUCGGUCUCCUCAUCCCCAGAAGAACCCGCCAGUUCAUGCUGCCCUUCUCCGCUAUUGCGGCCUGGCUGGUCCUCUUCUAUUGCUGUCGGUUUAUCCCCGCAGCCUGGAGACCUCACAUCUUCACCUCUGUCCUGCCUGCACUUGAAAACAUCCUCUACGGCGGCAACAUCUCCGAGCUGCUUGCACAGGAGACCACUCCCCUGAAGGAUCUUCUGGCCUGGAUGCCCUACGGUGUGCUCCACUUUGCGUUGCCCUUCAUCACCGCUGCCAUGAUCGCUUACUUUGCUCGUCCCGGUACCCUGCCUGUCUUUGCCCGUACCUUUGGCUACAUGAACCUCGCCGGUGUGCUCACGCAAAUCCUCUUUCCCUGUGCUCCACCAUGGUACGAGACAAACUACGGAAGCUUCAAGCCGGCGACAUACUCGAUGCCCGGCAGUCCCGGUGGACUCGCACGCGUCGAUGAUAUCCUCGGCACAAACAUGUACAAGUCCACGUUCACGGCCUCGCCCCUCGUCUUUGGCGCCUUCCCCUCGCUCCACUCGGCCUGUGCUUGGCAGCUGGCCUUCUUCCUCGUCUACAUCUUUGGCCCACGCUCUAUCCCCUUCGUGGUCGGAUACGUCUUCUGGAUCUGGUGGGCGACCAUGUACCUCGGACACCAUUACGUCGUCGAUUUGGUCGGAGGUGCGGGAUACGCGGUCGUUGCGUUCUGGAUC
Molecule: messenger RNA, 921 nt
Organism: Gamsiella multidivaricata
Lineage: Eukaryota; Fungi; Mortierellomycota; Mortierellomycetes; Mortierellales; Mortierellaceae
Exons: 2
Biological process (GO): inositol phosphoceramide metabolic process; sphingolipid biosynthetic process
Cellular component (GO): inositol phosphoceramide synthase complex
Molecular function (GO): inositol phosphoceramide synthase activity
Source: RefSeq, a predicted model, not a curated record